Molecule: messenger RNA, 1854 nt
Organism: Aptenodytes forsteri (emperor penguin)
Lineage: Eukaryota; Metazoa; Chordata; Aves; Sphenisciformes; Spheniscidae
Gene: GALNT6
Product: polypeptide N-acetylgalactosaminyltransferase 6
Cellular component (GO): Golgi apparatus
Source: RefSeq, a predicted model, not a curated record
AUGAGGCUCUUCCGGAGACGCUACAGCCCCUUGAAGGUGGCUUUGGCGGGCGCCGUCUUCGUCAUCUUCCUCUUCAUCCUGCAGAAGGACGUGGGGGACAAGGACCCGAGUGAGGAACCCUGGUUGAAGAACAUCGUCCAAGGCAAGGACCAAGUCCUCGACCUGAUGAUGGGGGCGGUCAACAACAUCCGAGACUCGAUGCCGAAGCUGCAGAUCAGAGCUCCAGUUCGGCAGGAGGAACCGCUGCCCAGUGCUCGCUCCUGCCUGCCCGGCGUCUACACGGCGGCCGAGCUUCGGCCGCUGAUGGAGAGACCCCCCCAAGACCCCGCCAGCCCCGGAGCCGACGGCAAAGCCUUCAAGAAGGAUCGAUGGACACCGGAGGAGACGAAGGAGAAGGAGCGAGGUUACGAGAAGCAUUGCUUCAACGCCUUUGCCAGCGACCGCAUCUCCCUCCAGCGAGCACUGGGACCCGACAGCCGCCCGCCGGAGUGCAUCGACCAGAAAUUCAAGCGGUGCCCCCCCCUGCCCACCACCAGCGUCGUCAUCGUCUUCCAUAAUGAAGCUUGGUCGACGCUGCUGCGGACGGUGUACAGCGUCCUGCACACCUCCCCGGCCCUCCUGCUGAAGGAGAUCAUCUUGGUGGACGAUGCCAGCACGGAUGACUAUCUGAAGGACGAGCUGGAUCGCUACGUGGAGCAGCUCCAGAUCGUGCGAGUCGUGCGGCAGGAGGAGAGGAAAGGGCUGAUCACGGCACGGCUGCUGGGGGCCAGCGUGGCCAGCGGGGAGGUCCUGACCUUCCUGGAUGCCCACUGCGAGUGUUUUCACGGCUGGCUGGAGCCCCUCUUAUCCCGCAUCGCCGAAGAGCCCACGGCCGUCGUAAGCCCCGACAUCUCCACCAUCGAUCUCAACACCUUUGAGUUCUCCAAGCCCGUCCAGAACGGCAAACAGCACAGCCGGGGCAACUUCGACUGGAGCCUGACUUUCGGCUGGGAGGUCAUCCCGUCCCAGGAGAAGCAGCGGAGGAAGGAUGAGACCUUCCCCAUCAAGUCCCCAACCUUUGCCGGUGGCCUCUUUGCCAUCUCCAGGUCCUACUUCGAGCACAUCGGCUCCUACGACGAUCAGAUGGAGAUCUGGGGGGGCGAGAACGUGGAAAUGUCCUUCAGGGUCUGGCAGUGCGGGGGUCAAGUCGAGAUCAUCCCUUGCUCCGUCGUGGGUCACGUCUUCCGUUCCAAGAGCCCCCACACCUUCCCCAAGGGCACCCAGGUCAUCUCCAGGAACCAGGUCCGCCUGGCCGAGGUCUGGAUGGACGACUACAAGGAGAUCUUCUACAGGAGGAACCAGCAAGCCGCUCAGAUGGCCAGAGAGAAGACGUAUGGUGACAUUACAGACCGGCGCAAGCUGAGGGAGCAGCUCCACUGCAAGAACUUCACCUGGUACCUCCAGACUGUCUACCCCGAGAUGUUUGUUCCUGACCUGACUCCAACUUUUUAUGGAGCGAUAAAAAACGAGGGCACCAAGAGCUGCCUGGACGUCGGUGAGAACAACCACGGUGGGAAACCACUCAUCAUGUACCCCUGCCACGGGAUGGGGGGCAACCAGUAUUUUGAGUACACAAGCCAGCGGGAGCUGCGGCACAACAUCGGGAAGGAGCUCUGCCUGCGGGCGGGCGCGGGGCUUGACUGCCAGUACCGAGGGAAGCCUGGCCGGGUGCCAGCCAGCGAGGAGUGGGACCUGGCGCAGGAUCGGCUGAUUAAAAACCCAGCCUCCGGUACGUGCUUGACGGCACGAGGGAAGCACCCGGCGAUGGUUCCCUGCGACCCAGUGGACCCCCACCAGCUCUGGUCCUUCACCUAG